Molecule: messenger RNA, 2748 nt
Organism: Nematocida major
Lineage: Eukaryota; Fungi; Microsporidia
Exons: 1
Coding region: 1-2748 (915 amino acids)
Source: RefSeq, a predicted model, not a curated record
AUGGAACUAUACGCUGUACUGAUUAUGCUGAUGAUCUUCCUGCAGGCAGAGACAAGAGUCUCUCUCGAGCAGAUAAAAGAGGCGAGGGAUGCUGAGUUCGGAGAAGGCUCUGGGAAAGUGUGCAUAAACCCUGCGGGCCCACUGAAUCUUUUGCACGGCUACUUAUACGCAAUAAACGGCUUUAUGCAAAACAAGAGGCUGUUUUCCCCGUGGGUGGAUAUAAACUACAGCCUAACCACAGAAGUACACCCGAGCAUAGCAAGAUACAACCACGUAUACGAGAGAAAUGAGCGUAAAGACAGGGCGUACCAGCCUCUCGACCAAAAGAGCCAAGCAGAAAAGUAUUUGAGCGAGUACCACAAAAGGCUUAUAAUUAUGUUUCCAUCGUGCGACGGGGUUCUUUCGAUUGAGUCCGGGUGCAAGGACUCUUUUUCAGGCUUCCUCCGGAAGGAUGCAACUGGGAAGCAGGCCAGCUACAUUCUGGCCUCUCUUCUUCUGUUGAGUGAAGGCGUUUCCUUAGACAUCGAGUGCACGAAAGAAGAAAUUUCCCUGAAAAAAGCCGAUGGCACGUGCUUAUUCAGCGCCGAGCCUGUGCUCAUGCACCACCCUCAAGGAGCACAGGAUCCCGAGACAGUCACGCAGUACAACGCAAUUGACGUUAUAAAGUUCUUCAAAAAGAGUAAACGCAGGAAAAGCCUUCCCUCGACUCUGGAGGAGUACAGGAGAGGGGAUUUCCUGAACAGUACGCAGUUCCUCAUACAAACGUACAUUUUCGAGUAUCUAGAGAGCACUGGCGGAAUACAGGAUCUAGCUGCAUGCACGCACGAAAUACUGCAGGACCAGAUGGAUGCCGUUAGAAAGGAGGCAGAACAAAAUGCGGAAAAUCUUGCAGAAGUUUUCAAAAGGAUUUUCUGCAGUUCCCUGGGGGCGUGCAAGGACGGCUUUGAAGAAAUUAAAAAUAUUUCGGCUCUGGAGAGAGCGAAUUCUUCACUUCCAUUUUCCAGCUCUGCCCCGCCCUCAGAAAACACGACGAUAGAAGUCCACAUAAAAACAGAGGAGACAGCGCCUUCGAAAAAAGCGAAAACAUUCAGCAACUGCGUAGAGAAUGCGAUAUACAACUUAGUGCGCUGUCUCCUAUACAAAAAGAGAACGGGGAUGUACUGCCUGGAGAAAAUGGAGCAAGCCACGCCCGAGUUCAAGCACUUCUUCAAGCAGAUCAACCGCUCUCCAUUCGAUCUUGUUGACCUCGAGAUGCACAGAAGGUGGAACCAUGUCGUCUCCAACCUAAAGCAUCCGCGAAUAUCGUAUCUCAUGGAUGGAAAAAACGAGCUCGGCGUGGGCAUCCUGAACAUGCUUUUGGUCAUUGCCGAAAUAACAGGGCGAAUGUCCGCGGAAGAAGCUGCUAUACUGAAGUUCAUGGAUGAAAUAGAGGGAAGUCCCACUCCAGGCCCGAAUUUUUUCCUGGACCUGAAAAAGUACGCGGAAAAUUUUCUGUCUGAAAUAGCUGCAAACACGGAGAUCAGGGUAGAGUGCAAAGACCUGGAAAAGAAGGUUUUGAACGGGAGAAAAAACGACGUCAUUGGGAAUGUGUGCUUAGUAGACACGGCGGUGGAACCCCCCCAGGAAGUCCGCAUUUCCUUCUCAUUGAAGCAUGCGAAAGCGGUGCUUUUAGACAGUAAACCCACCCUGACAAAAGAAGAUGUUCUGAGGCUGGAGGCGUGGAAGGAGGAAUUCCAAAAGAGGGCGGACUUCCUGGGGUAUAUGGCAGAGAAGCACGUAGACAGCAUCCUCUACAGCAACUCCUGCGAGACCAGAAAAUCUCUUCUAGAGGCUGUAAAAAUGGCAGCGAGUACACAGGGGGAGGAAAUCGACAGAAUAUUCGUCUCCAAGAAAAUAUGCGGAAAUGGGUGCAAAUACGCGCUUAUACUCUACUCCCUGUGCUGCGCUAUAAAAAGUGGGGGAGAAAUUUCCUCUGCUCAUCCGAUCGCUUGCCUGGUCUCAAACACGCUGGGAAGCAUGCGCAUAGACAACCUCCGCCUGCAGAAGAUGCUAUUCCCCAUCAUAGUUUACUCGCAGGCCCAUAAAAGCACACUCCCGAAGAUAACAAUUCCAGAGAGUGACUAUGUGUUUGUGAUGUCGGAGGGGUACAUGCACUGCAGCAUUCUGGGGCUUGUCCUGGAGACGGAAUGUGCUGAAAUUGUGCUAAGAAUCAUAGAGAAAGAGCUAAGCAAAAGCAAAUCGACCGUCUUUCCGGUGCUGUCAAUUUUGGGGAACGAGCAUAAUAUGGAGCAGAUAUUCAAUGUGUUUUUCCAGGGAGAUGCGGUGGAGUACGCGGACGCGCUUAAAAACAUGCUUGAAGGACAUAGCGAAUGGGGGAGAGUGCUCAGCAAGUACGUCAACAUUCUGUGGUUUAUUCUUGCGUGCAGGCUGAGGAGUGAAGACUUCUCUUUCGUUAAGAUCGUAUAUGCGCGGAUAGACGAACUUCCAAAAGAAUUUUUAUACUCUUUCUGGGAGGUCCUCAGAAAGAACGCAAAAGACACGAUGGCCUUCAUGAAGAAGAACAAGCAGAAGCUAAUAGACGCCUUCAAAUCCCAAAGUGCGGAAGAUAUCUACCCAGCGAGAGAAUUCUUCCUAGAAAGAAAAAGCCAGGGAUGGAAAAAUUAUAAGAAGCUGUACAGGUUCCUUCGAAAAAAAGACGGUGGUUCCACAUGGGCGAAUAGACUCCAUAUUUCUUGCCUUGGCGAAUAA